Messenger RNA from Porites lobata, 250 nucleotides. The record is from the annotation of a GenBank genome assembly. NCBI's taxonomy places the organism in Eukaryota, Metazoa, Cnidaria, Anthozoa, Scleractinia, Poritidae.
GUGCGAGCCAUCCAUCUGGAAAUAGUGGAAAGCCUGUCAACUGAUCGAGUCCUUCCUUCAAGCCCUACGACGUUUCAUGUAUCACCAUGGGUGGCCAGCUACUAUUAUCUCCGACAACGGGAAGUCCUUUGUUGGAGCAGAGAGAGAGUUAAGAAAGCUGGUGAUCGAAGGAAGAAAGCAGAUCAAUGAUCUUGCCGUGCUCAACAAAGUCCGGUGGAUAUUUACCACGCCCUACAGUCCCCACCAGUAG